Molecule: messenger RNA, 1608 nt
Organism: Panonychus citri (citrus red mite)
Lineage: Eukaryota; Metazoa; Arthropoda; Arachnida; Trombidiformes; Tetranychidae
Exons: 6
Coding region: 132-1316 (394 amino acids)
Molecular function (GO): protein binding
Source: RefSeq, a predicted model, not a curated record
AUGUAACCAAAUUACAACUUUUGGAUGAAUCAGAUCACCAUUAUACUUUUUUAUUUCUACGACUACUUGAUUGAUUUCCUACUGAUUAACAUCAUUCCAAUUGGAUUGUGUAAAGUUAAUUUGUCACCACAAUGAGAAUCAACGAUUUACCUAAUGAUUGUUUACUUAUGAUCUUCGACCAGUUUCAUGAUCUCCAGCAAUUUCCAAAAUUGAUGAAAGUUUGUUCUCGGUGGAAAACUUUGAUUCAAAUUCGAUUAAAAAAAGUCAAACACUUCGAUUGUACUUGUCUGGAUUCUGAUUUUCCACAGUGUUUUCGCCUUCAAGUGGUGGGUAAAUGUGUUUCUACAGAAAACAUGAAUUUGCUUGAGAAAAUCCGUCUCACUGAACUUCUUCCCAAUGUAAAGACGAUCAAUUUUCAAAGCUCAAAGAAUCCAUGUUCUUGCUCUACUUUAGCUCAUCUACUUGCUAACGCGAAUCCAAUUGAAGGCUUAUGUUUUUACAAUUAUGAAUACAACGAACGACAUAAAUGUAAGCUCAUGAGAAGUGUGAAUGAGCUUAUAACACCGUUUCUAGGUGAGAUCAAAGUUCUAGCGACUCACUUUGAUGAGGUGAUACGAAGCUAUUUCAAGGCAUUUGGUCAUCUGAAGAAAUUGAGAACACUCGGCAAUUCUGCAGUCGGAGGCCAUGUAAGGUUCAUCCAUGUUGGAAAAUUUUCCAAAUUCAUGACAAAUCUCAAAACUCUUUCUGUUUACUGUGACCACGAAUCUGAAACUAAACAUUGUGCUGAGUAUAAAUACAAGAUUCCGGUGCUUGAAAAGCUUCAAUAUCUUGAUAUUGGAAACUGUUUGAGCGAUUGCUGGACACUUAAAUUCUUGAACUUUUGCCCAAAUCUACAAUAUCUCGCUAUCAAGAUAACUGUCUACCGAGAUCCGAUUCGAUUCGAUCGAAUUGACAAAAAUUACAACGUAAUUGGAUUGGAAAUUACGAUCAGUGCAUGGUUCCACGACGAGUUCAUAAUUCAGACUGUUGAAAAAUUUCCAAACUGUCGAUAUCUUUGUGUUCAUUCAAAUGUUUCAGAAUCAGUUGAGAUUGAAGUUAUCAAAUUGCUACCUCAUCUAUCAACUCUGGUGUUUGGAUCGGACUCCAUGUCUAAAGAUCCGAAUAAUAUUCAAGCCAUUAAAGAUUAUUGCCAAAAACAUAAUCGACAAAUCGAUUAUUACAUUAAUACGAAAGACGAAAAUUUAGCUAACAAUGAGUUGCAUCGAAAUUUUCAUCGUGUAUUCUACAAUCAAUACAGUCUACAAAAUUUUCGAUAAAUUUUCAAAACUGACAAAACUGUCAAAUGAAUUUAUUGGUCAAUCAUAUGACUUGAAAACUGUUCCUGUCAAGUUAAAUACUGAAAUACUCAUUAGAUCAAUUGUUCACUGUUAUCCUGAUUCUCGGCUGUUCGAUACAUUACAACGAAUCAAUUGCAUUUAAGUGAUUUACAUGUAAUUAUAAUUUGAUCUUUUCUCCUCAAAUUAAUUGUCCUUAAAAUUUCAUAACCUAAUCAUCACCUAAUUUCAUACAUGUAAUAAAUAAGUUAUAAAAAUCACUCAUUUAUUAUUC